AUUUUUGUCCACCCUCACCGGAGACGACUUGCGGCUGUUGUUUUUUCUAUCACAUCACCUUCCUGAAUCCUGAAUCCUGAAUCCUGAUUGAUCUCUUUCUACUCUUCUCUACCAAUCCAUCCAUGACUGCAAUUGUAACAGUACCCAUUGCUUCAACAUCCUUACUUGCUUACCGCCGUUGUUUAUCUCUCUUCUCAUUGGCCCCCAGGAUCCCCACCAAUACCAUCUCGACUAAUGCCUCCAAUUUCUUAUUUUCUCCCCUCAAACGCCGCCCUCUUCAAACCCAAGCCUCCCUAUCCCGUGAACUCACUGCCACCACCACCAAGGACCGGCAAAUAACCCGAAAUGUGGUCGAAAUCCUUGAGCAAAGAGGCCUCAUUGAAUCUAUAACCAGUGAAAAUCUCCGCUCUGCUUGUUCCUUGAAAGAUAGCCAUCCGCCACUGAAGGUAUACUGCGGCUUUGACCCAACGGCAGAGAGCCUCCAUUUGGGGAAUUUAAUUGGUAUAAUUGUCCUCUCUUGGUUUCAGAAAUGCGGCCAUAAACCAGUUGCUGUACUUGGGGGCGCCACUGGCCGUGUUGGGGACCCAUCAGGGAAGUCCUCAGAAAGGCCAGAUUUGGAUGAUGUAACCCUAGAAAAAAACAUCAAAGGUAUUAAAUCUAUAUUGAAUAACAUUUUGAGUAGAUUCGGUGAUGAUAAAUUUGUGAUUUUGAAUAACUAUGAUUGGUGGAAGGAUGUUAGCUUCCUUGAAUUUCUAAAAAACGUGGGGAAGUAUGCUAGAGUUGGUGUGAUGAUGUCUAAAGAGAGUGUUAAAAAGAGGUUAGAAUCAGAGCAAGGGAUGAGCUUUACUGAAUUUAGUUACCAGUUAUUGCAGGGGUAUGAUUUUCUUCAUCUUUACAAGAAUGAGGGGAUUUCUGUCCAAAUUGGUGGUAGUGAUCAAUGGGGGAAUAUAACCGCAGGGACUGAGCUAAUUAGGAAGAUUUUGGCUGCAGAAGGAGCAUAUGGACUUACAUUUCCUCUUCUUUUGAAGAGUGACGGGACCAAAUUUGGGAAAUCAGAGGAAGGGGCUAUUUGGUUAUCCCCUGCAUUACAAUCCCCUUACAAAUUUUAUCAAUAUUUCUUCACGGUUCCAGAUUCUGAUGUGGUGAGGUUUUUGAGGAUAUUGACCUUCCUUGAAAUAGAGGAAAUAGAAGAAAUUGGGAGAGAGAUGAAGAGACCUGGUUAUGUGCCUAACUCAGCUCAGAGAAGGCUUGCAGAAGAACUAACAAGUUUUGUUCACGGGGAAGAAGGGUUGAAAGAGGCUAUUAAGGCAACUGAGGCAUUGAGGCCUGGUUUUGAUACCAAAUUGGACUGGAAGACAAUUGAGGGGAUUGCUGAAGAUGUGCCCUCCUGUUCUUUAGCUUAUGAUGAAGUUUUAAACCUUUCCAUUGUUGAUAUUUCAGUUCUCUCGGGUUUGCUUGAGAGUAAGUCUGCUGUUCGUCGUAUGCUGAAGCAAGGGGGGCUUUAUCUGAAUAACAGCCGAAUUGAUAGUGAAAGUAAGAAAAUUGAGGCUCAUGAUAUUGUAGAUGGGAAGGUUCUGCUGCUGUCUGCUGGGAAGAAAAACAAGAUGGUUGUGAGGGUGUCUUGAUUGCUUCAGUUUCUGGGUUUUAUCUACUUACAGUGUGAAAACAAGGGAAUUGUUUUUGCAUAAAAAAGGCUGCUGUCUGGACCGAGUGAUGGGCCUCAUCCGUACCCAAGAAGAAACGGGGAGGCAUGUUAGGAUGCCGACUCAUGAGAUGAAAAGUACGCUUGACCGGCAUACAAUCCUUAAAACCACUCUUGUUGAGCUUGGUAGAACUUUGGCUCUCUUUAUGGAUGCCAACGCGAACCGGAUUGGAACUUCAAUUAGUUUAUACACUCCGUCAACAAAAUCCUGUUGGAUUUACCGUUCCCAUACAGCAUCCAGUAAUAAAUCAAGUAUUUAGCUCCCAUCAUGCUGUUGCUAGAAUCCGGCCUAUUUCUACGAAGUGCAUGCCUGGAGAGGUGGUUGCUGUGCGUGUGCCCCUUCUUCAUCUUUCUAAUUUCCAAAUUAAUGAUUGGCCAGAGCUGUCGACAAACGUUAUGUGCUGAUGGUUUUGAUGCUUACUUCAGACAGUGCUAGACAAUGGCAUGUUCAUGAAUUGGAGCUUGUUGAAGUUGUUGCAGAUCAGGUUAGUUUGAGUUAAGCUAUUAUUUUCGUGUUGAAUGAUUGGAUCCCUACAUGUAUUAGUUGUUAAGUUUCACUGCUUUGUGAUUUUUUUCAAGCUCAUAACAACCUUUUGAGAAACUGUCUCUUGUUAGUGACACUACGUUGGUACAAGCCUACUCGAUAUAGUCUCUGUAUAAACAAGUGUCAUUCAUUAUGACGAUUUUGGUCAGUUAGUUUGAACAUGGAGGGGUGUAUGUAUUUUCCAAAAAAAAUAAAUUAGAAUUAGCUUUUCACAGUA
Messenger RNA from Spinacia oleracea (spinach), 2463 nucleotides. Its product is annotated as tyrosine--tRNA ligase, chloroplastic/mitochondrial-like. The coding region runs from base 123 to 1625 and encodes 500 amino acids. Gene Ontology annotation, molecular function: tyrosine-tRNA ligase activity; RNA binding; ATP binding. The transcript has 2 exons. Gene Ontology annotation, biological process: tyrosyl-tRNA aminoacylation. Gene Ontology annotation, cellular component: mitochondrion; cytosol; chloroplast stroma. NCBI's taxonomy places the organism in Eukaryota, Viridiplantae, Streptophyta, Magnoliopsida, Caryophyllales, Amaranthaceae. The record is from RefSeq and is a predicted model, not a curated record.